GUGCGCCCGAAGGCAUGACCACGGACAGGGUCGAGAUCAUCAAGAGAAAAACAACUCUCUAUACAGCAGAUGCACAAGGCGUCUACCGCCAUCCUUUCGGACGGAGCGAGAGGACCGGAAAAUUCACUCUUGGAUGUCGAGGAUAUGCAAUCAUCAACCAGGGUGGAUUCGAUGGCUCUUUUGGGAACCAAAGCAAGAGACAAAUACUAUAGAAAUGAUUCUCCUGUUGAAGUUGUUAGCACGACGGCCACGAGGUACAGGGUCAAAACGUAGGGGGGCACAUACUGAAGUAUUGUCGACGUAAAGAAAAAAGAAGAAAAAAAUUCCAAAAGCUCGCCAG
Messenger RNA from Trichoderma asperellum CBS 433.97, 340 nucleotides. The record is from RefSeq and is a predicted model, not a curated record. Lineage: Eukaryota; Fungi; Ascomycota; Sordariomycetes; Hypocreales; Hypocreaceae.